Molecule: messenger RNA, 2892 nt
Organism: Hyla sarda
Lineage: Eukaryota; Metazoa; Chordata; Amphibia; Anura; Hylidae
Gene: ETNK1
Product: ethanolamine kinase 1
Exons: 8
Coding region: 372-1454 (360 amino acids)
Biological process (GO): phosphatidylethanolamine biosynthetic process
Cellular component (GO): cytoplasm
Molecular function (GO): ethanolamine kinase activity
Source: RefSeq, a predicted model, not a curated record
GGUUUUGUUUACUCUAUUACGUGUUAUACGGUAGAAUUUAUGUGACGUCACAGAGCCGGCUUGAUCAGGUGACAGUUGAUGCGUACUCCCGAUUGGUCAGGUUCUCUUAUUAUAGUUUAUACGGUAAAGAAGUGACAGUCCGGUGACGUCACGGGUCAGGCCACACCGCUGUCACGGGAGGGGGGCGUGCUCUGUGCCGUGGAAUUUUCCAUUCAGCCGGCACUCGGAUAUAUUGCGGUGGCGGAUCGCGGUCCGGAGGAGUCGGCGCUGUGUAUCGCGAUAGUCGGGAGAGGACGGGCGGGGUGUGCGGGACGACGGGCCGGGCGCUGUUCUCUCUGCUCCGCGGUUGUGUCAGCUCCAGGUUCUCGUUUAUGGCGAAUUAUAUUCAUGUUCCGCCCGGAUCCCCGGAGGUGCCGCGGCUGGAGGUGACGGUGCUGGAGGCCGCCUACCGGGAGGGGGCACUGCGGCUGCUGCGGGAGCUCAGACCGGACUGGAAGCCCGAGGACGUCACCACUCAGGUCUUUACAGAUGGAAUCACCAAUAAGCUGGUCGGCUGCUAUGUCGGAGACACAAUGGAGGACGUCCUCCUGGUGCGAAUCUACGGGAAUAAGACGGAACUUCUUGUGGACAGAGACGAGGAGGUGAAGAGUUUCCGUGUUCUGCAGUUACACGGCUGCGCCCCCAAACUGUACUGUACCUUUAAUAAUGGUCUGUGCUACGAGUUCAUGCAGGGAGCGGCGCUGGAUCCGGAGCACGUCUGCAAUCCAAAAAUAUCCAGGCUGAUAGCGCGGCAGCUCGCCAAGAUCCACGCCAUCCACGCGCACAAUGGCUGGAUCCCCAAAUCCAACCUGUGGCUGAAGAUGAGGGCGUACUUCUCCCUGGUGCCCACAGACUUCCCCGACACGGACGUCCACGACAGGUUUGUCCGUGCGGUGCCUCCCCGGCAGGCGCUGGAGCAGGAGAUGGCGUGGAUGGAGGCGGUGAUGUCGGCGCUGGGCUCUCCGGUCGUCCUAUGUCACAACGAUCUGCUGUGUAAGAACAUCAUCUACAAUGAGAAGAGAGAUGAAGUCAAGUUCAUCGACUACGAAUACUCCGGGUACAACUACCAGGCGUACGACAUCGGGAACCACUUCAAUGAGUUUGCAGGGGUGAACGAGGUGGAUUACAGCCUCUACCCAGAGAGGGCGCUGCAGCUGCGCUGGUUACGAUCCUAUCUGGAGGCCUUUAAGGAGUUCAAGGACAUAAAGGCGGAGGUGUGUGACAGCGAGGUGCAGCGGCUCUACGUGCAGGUCAAUCAGUUCGCUCUGGCCUCUCACUUCUUCUGGGGACUCUGGGCUUUGAUUCAGGCAAAAUAUUCCAAAAUCGACUUUGACUUCUUAGGGUACGCCAUUGUUCGGCUGAACCAGUACUUUAAGAUGAAGCCGGAGGUGAUGGGGCUGAGUCUCCCCGAAUAACCAGACAAGAUGGCGGCCGUCUGCCGUGUCUCCUGUGGAUCUUCACCACUUUUACUGGACUCUUCUGGGACCACGCCGCCGCCGGACGCUCUGGACUGCGGGAUUUUUCCUUUUUGUUGCCUUCUGACUUCAUUUCUAGUUGAAGCCUUUAACCCCCGACUAACACUGGGACCGCCGAGGACUCGCGACAAACUCCGGGGACACUUUUACUUUUGUUUUUUAAUUUAAUAUUUUGCGUAUUUUAUUUAUAGUUUACUUGAUUGGCGUUCUACCACCUACGCAGGACCGGGGGGGCCGCACUCCUCAUCCCCUUUGUCCCCUGUGUGUUGGGCCCCUGGGGGCCCCUUCAUCAUGAUGUAUAAUAUGAAUGUCUCCUGAAUUAAUGGUUCAUCCCAUCCCCCCCCCCCCCCCCCCCCCCCCAUAACUGGAAGUGUUCAGUACCUCAUUGUCCCCGGGGGGCCCCACCGCCUCCACCAAAGCGCAGCCCAUGGUGCAUCGACCGCCAGAUUCCUGAUAUUAAGGCACUUUAGUGACGGAAGUGCUCGCCCGGGAUUCGUAGCCGACUAUAUGGCGCCGGGGGGGGGGGGGGGACAAACAUGCCUUGAAAUGUAUAUAUGUAAUAUAGUGUCAGGAUUGCGAGGAGAUGGCGGUGACGCAGAAGACAAGUCCGCUCACUGGAUGCCCCAUUCUGCGACAAAUGGCGCUCGACACGGGUACGACGCGUGAGAAGGAGUCGGCAGAACUGCAUCCGGUCACCCAAUUCUUCCCGAUUUCUCAAUGGUGGGAGGAGCUUGGCGGUGAAGGUAGCCCAGACUCCUCCCUGUUUGCAGCUUUCCCUUACUCCUUAAUGCUCCGGAGCGGUAAUGGCGGCCAUAUUGGUCAGGUAACCACGGAGAUUACAGCAUUGGGCCAUAGUACUGUAUGUAGCUUUUGCAGGCGAUCACGCGCGGCGCGGCGUCUCUACCUCCGGCUGGCGACUCUUUCCUACAAGCUGCUGUUUACCGUAGUCAGGGGGGUGGAGGGGGUCAUGUUGCCUUUUUACUAUGGAGGAACCGGGCAGCCGCCACCGCAUGUAGCAUAUUGUACAUAGCGCCAUUGUAAAUGACACUUUGUAAAUUGUAGAUGGAUGAUUUUGUCGCUGCUGCUUUGUAUGUCCCGCCCCCUUUUUUUUUUUCUGUAAAUCGUCGGCAUUUACUACAGAAACCGCGUCUUAACCAAAAGCUGCUUGAUGUCGAUUUUUAUUUUUAUUUUCAUUAGAUAUAAACACUUUACUUAUUGUACACGGCAAUAAGUGACGGCCGCGCUCCGAUCCUGCACCGCCGACGGUUCGGGGGUGCGGCCGCAAAAAACGCAACUGUGAAAUCUGUACAACCUCUCACUGGUCCCAAAUAAAGAGCAACCCCGACAACUCAUUGUGUCCGGUCUGUUUAUUCUUGGG